AUGUGGUCCUUUAUUCGGGAAAUUUUAAGUUACUUCUGCUUUUUCAUUUUACUUUAUACAAUCACUUAUUCAAAUCAAAAUUCUAAUGGAUAUUUUCAAGUUGAUCAUUUACAAAAGUAUUUUUAUAAUUCAAGAGAAAUUAAUUCUGAUUAUUCAAAGAUCUCGACCAUAAAUGAAUAUUGGUUAUGGUUAGAAGAAAGUUUUGUUUCAAAUAUUCGUGCUCAACAAUGGUAUAAUGGUGAUGCACCUCGUUAUUUAAGUGGUUUUACCAAUGAUAAAACAAAUCGAUUCAUUGGAUGGGCAACAAUGAGACAAUUACGUACCAAAUCUCAAUUAUGUCAUGUUAAAAACGAAAUUAUUUCAACAUGUCAAUAUGAUUAUAGUUUAUUCAAUGAAGACAAACAUUCCUAUCAACCAGGAUGGUUAAAUGAAACUAUUAGAACGUAUAGCUUAUCCAUUAGUCAAUCAUUUCAAUACAAAUCAAGUAAAGACUUAGAUACAUAUACUUAUGUUGGUGAUCAUGGAAGUUAUCCCGGUGAUGGUUAUGUUUAUAAAUUUCGAGGUGGUUUAUCUGAUCUUCAAAGUAAUCUAUCUCAACUACACACAUUAGGAUGGAUUAAUAAUCAAACACGAGCUGUGAUUAUUCAAUUUACUUUGUAUAAUCCAAAUGUUCAAUUAUUUACUGCAGUGACAUUUCUCAUGGAAUUUUUAUCGACAGGUGGAGUUUGUCCAUCAGCUCGAGUUGAACCGAUGAGUUUUGACGCAUUCACAUCACCAUUUCAAUUGAUUUGUAUGAUGUUCUAUAUGAUCUUUAUUAUUUAUUUCAUGUGGAUGGAAAUUAAAUCAUUGUUUUCAUUGAAAUGGUCUUAUUUUCAACAGUUUUGGUCUUAUGUUGAAGUAGGUAUGAUUGUAUGUUCAUGGUCAAGUGUUGGAAUUUAUGUUUGGCGAUACAAAGAAUAUAAAAGAAUUAGUUCAUUAUUUGAACAAACUAAUGGAUAUGUUUAUAUUAAUUUACAAUUUGCAAGUUAUAUCAAUGAUAUCUUAACAUAUUUCUAUGGUUUUUGUUGUUUUUUUGGAACAAUUAAACUGCUUCAUCUUUGUCGAUUUAAUGAACGUCUUAUGUUGUUUAGAGAAACACUUAAAUAUGCUGGAAAAGAAUUAAUUUCAUUUUCUAUGAUGUUUUUAAUUGUGUUCUUCGCAUUUAUGUGUCUUUUUAAUUUAUUAUUUGUUUCGAAGAUUUUGGGUUGUUCAAGUUUAUUAGAAACAGCACAGAUGCUGUUUCAAAUGACAUUAUUAAAAUUUGAUGCAACGGAAUUAGUUGGGGCUGCAGCAUUUUUGGGACCAUUUUGUUUUAGUUUAUUUAUUCUUUUGGUUGUUUUCGUCUGUUUAUCAAUGUUUUUAUCGAUUAUUAAUGAUAGUUUUCGACGUGCCCGUGAUGAUAUGAAGAUUGAAAAAAAUCAAGAGAUAUUUUCAUUUAUAUUAAAUAGAUUUCAACAUUGGACAGGUUGGAAAAAAGCAAGUGAAAAAGAAAUUUACCAAGAAAGAAAUGGUUUGAUGCAUUCAGGAUAUAUGAACGGGAUGGAACAUCUUUCUGAAAAACUUGAUCAAAUACUUGAUGCAGUCAAUCGACUUUAUGUCAGUCGACAAGCUGAAUUAACAAGAGCACAGCAAUCUGACAUUUAA
Messenger RNA from Adineta steineri, 1683 nucleotides. Lineage: Eukaryota; Metazoa; Rotifera; Eurotatoria; Adinetida; Adinetidae. The record is from the annotation of a GenBank genome assembly.